AUGGAAGACUUAAUGGAAGACAUUUCAUGUAAAAUGGAAGCGUUGAAAAAUACAGUUCUAAACACAAUUAGAGAUUUUAAAUCAGAAAUUGGAGAUGAAUUCAAGAAGGUACGAGAAGAAAUUAAAGAAAUGCAAGAAAAAAUGGAAGAUAAACUGAUGGAAAAGGCCGACACAUCGGUGAAUUCCAUGUUGGAGGCCAUUGCCGUGGGUGGGGCGGAGAUGUUUGAUUCAAUAAAUGAAGAUUUGAAGGAAUAUUGGCCAAGAAAAAGGCAUGCAGCGGAGUUGUUGUCUUCCAACCAGGUGGCACUUGUAGACAAGCCAACAGCAGAAAAUCUGAGGGGGAAUCCUGCAACCAUGUUUCAGUGA
Molecule: messenger RNA, 366 nt
Organism: Lottia gigantea (owl limpet)
Lineage: Eukaryota; Metazoa; Mollusca; Gastropoda; Lottiidae
Exons: 2
Coding region: 1-366 (121 amino acids)
Source: RefSeq, a predicted model, not a curated record